This is a messenger RNA of Clarias gariepinus (North African catfish), 684 nucleotides long. RefSeq names its product protein CTLA-2-beta-like. The transcript is spliced from 4 exons. The coding region runs from base 77 to 358 and encodes 93 amino acids. Lineage: Eukaryota; Metazoa; Chordata; Actinopteri; Siluriformes; Clariidae. The record is from RefSeq and is a predicted model, not a curated record.
GAUGGCCUCUGGAGAAAGCAGUCCUCUGGAUUCCUCUCUGGAUGGAUCAUAGGAAAUUUGGAAAACUACCUACGAGAUGUUGUUGCAGAUGAUGGCCUCUGGAAAAAGCACUCCUCUGGAUUCUUCUCUGGAUGCAUCAUGGAAAAAAUGGAAAACUACUUACAAGAAGGAUUACAAGACCCCGGCUGAGGAGGCUUCACGGAGGGCUAUCUGGGAGGAGAACUUGAAGAUUAUUGAGCGCCAUAAUCAAGAGUAUAAAAAGGGCCUACAAACAUGUGAACUAGGCAUGAAUCAAUUUGGAGACAUGGCACCAAACGAAGUUGGUCGUGGUGGGCUUCUAGAAUCCUGUGGACAGUGAUCCCAUAAAUACCUACUCUUUUGACUCAUUAAAUAACCUACUUUACCGCAAGCUUGGUAAUGUUACCACACUAUAAAAAAAAAUCAUACAAAUUUUAUAAAAAAUCUGGCAGCAAAGUUGCCGAAACAAUAGUUACAGUUAAAUCACAAGAAAAUAUCAAAUGUUUUUCUACAGUACAUUUCCAUAAGAAGUUACUUUUUUUAAUAUUCUUACUGUAAUUUUACAGCUCAUCUCUGGUAAAAUUACAGAUUUUCACAAUUUUAAUGCAUAUUCUACCUAUAACAUAUUCUAUUUUAAUCUAUAAUCUCAUAUCUCUUGACUGUAAA